AUGGGAUCAUCAACCUUUGGGAAGGUAUUCUCUCUAAUAUCAUUCUUUUUGUUUGUUUCACCGCAUGUUGCUUCUAUUGAAGAAGCUGAUGCUCUUCUUACAUGGAAAGCAAGCCUCCAAAAAGAAUCCCAGUCUCAGCUAUCUUCAUGGACUUUGCUUCCCAACAAUGCCACCGGUCUCAAUUCAAGCACAAACCCAUCAUGUUCUUGGUUUGGUAUUUAUUGCAACCAUGCUGAAAGUGUAAUCGGUAUGAAUCUUACAUAUUUAGGCCUAAAAGGUUCACUCCAUGAAUUUUCAUUCUUGUCUUUCCCAAAUCUCGAAUUUGUCAAUCUCAGUAUGAACUCACUCUUUGGAACCAUCCCACCUCAAAUCAGUUACCUCUCCAAACUCAUCUAUCUUGAUCUGUCCAUCAAUCAGUUCUCUGGAAAAAUCCCACUAGAAAUAGGCUUGCUGACAAACCUUGAGGUCUUGCGCUUGUUUAAAAAUCAGUUGAACUCCACCAUUCCUCCGGAAAUAGGUCAGUUGAGGUCUCUUGAUGAGCUUGCUUUGUACAGCAACUCCUUAAACGGUCCCAUUCCUCCUUCUUUGGGCAAUCUAAGCAAAUUGGCUUACUUGUACCUCUAUGACAAUCCACUAUCUUGUUCCAUUCCUUUAGAAAUUGGAAAUCUUUCUAGCUUAACGGUGUUGGACUUGUCUCAGAACAAACUUUUUGGUUCCAUCCCGACAUCAUUAUGUAACAUCGGAAACCUUACAAUUCUCCAUUUCUUUCAGAAUAACCUUUCUGGUCCCAUUCCAGAAGAGAUAGGAAAUUUGAAGUCUCUUAUGACUCUCGACUUGAGAGAAAAUAAACUCACUGGUCCUCUUCCAGCUUCGAUUGGUAACUUGAGCAAAUUGGAGGUUCUGUACAUUCGUGAUAACCAACUCUCUGGUUCAAUUCCUAGGGAGGUAGAAAAUCUCUUGAAGUUGACUGCAUUUCGAGUGGCCCGAAACCGAUUAACUGGUUAUUUGCCACAAAAUAUUUGCCAAGGUGGAUUGCUUCGAAACUUCACCGUAAAUGGUAAUAAUCUAACAGGCCCGAUUCCUAAAUGCAUAAGAAACUGUACAAGAUUAUAUAGACUUCGUCUAGAUGAGAACCAAUUAACUGGAAAUAUAUCCGAAGUUUUUGGGGUUUAUCCGGACCUGGAUUACAUAAACCUUAGCAACAACAACUUUUAUGGUGAACUUUCACCUAACUGGGGAAGGAGCUCACAACUAACAGAUUUAGAAAUCGCUGGAAAUCAUAUCACGGGUAACAUACCACCUGAGAUUGGAAACGCAACUCGGCUACAAGUUCUUGAUCUUUCUUCAAAUCACUUAGUGGGGGAGAUACCUAAGGAAUUGGGAAGGUUGACUUCUUUGGGGAAGCUUAUACUGACGAACAAUCAACUUUCAGGUGGUAUACUUUCAGAGCUCGGGUCCCUGACAAACCUUGAGUAUCUUGACCUGUCCAUAAACAAACUGAGCAACUCAGUUCCAGAAUGUAUAGGGAACUUCUCAAAUUUGUACUACAUGAAUUUGAGUCACAACGAGUUCAGUCGUGGAAUUCCAACUCAAGUGGCCAAGUUAGUUCAGCUGUCCGAGCUUGAUCUGAGUCAUAACCAACUCACGGGAGAGGUACCAACGGAGUUCGGGAACUUGCAAAGCUUGGUGACAAUGGAUAUCUCCCACAACAACCUUUCUGGCAUUCUUCCGAGCGGUUUGAACGGCAUGCACGGCUUGUUGUAUGUCAAAAUAGCAUUCAAUCAAUUCUGGGGUCAAAUUCCAUGCAACAAAGCAUUUCAAGAUGCUCCGAUAGAAGCAUUGGAGGGGAACAAAGGAUUGUGUGGCAAGGUUCUGUAA
Molecule: messenger RNA, 1878 nt
Organism: Alnus glutinosa
Lineage: Eukaryota; Viridiplantae; Streptophyta; Magnoliopsida; Fagales; Betulaceae
Product: MDIS1-interacting receptor like kinase 2-like
Exons: 2
Coding region: 1-1878 (625 amino acids)
Biological process (GO): hormone-mediated signaling pathway
Cellular component (GO): plasma membrane
Molecular function (GO): protein binding
Source: RefSeq, a predicted model, not a curated record